AUGCAUCGUGCCUCACCAACUCAACUUCAUAAACAUGUUUCGCAGUUAUUAACCGGAGGAAUCAUAAAAACGCUUCCAGCAUGGUAUUCAGCCAUGAACAAAUUUCCACCUGGUCAGAGCUUAUUACGUAGUCCUUUACAGUUUUGUGAAAAAGAUGUGUCAGGAAAGAAAUUGC
This is a messenger RNA of Funneliformis mosseae, 175 nucleotides long. The record is from the annotation of a GenBank genome assembly. Lineage: Eukaryota; Fungi; Glomeromycota; Glomeromycetes; Glomerales; Glomeraceae.